UCUUGUUCUUUUAACCUUCUCCUCUUCUUCUUCUUCUAAUUCGGGCAAUACAUAUAUAAAGACAGAAGGAUGAGCUGGACAGGAGGAGACUGGCUGUGUGCGGCGUGUCAACACGCCAACUUCAAGAAAAGAGAGAUAUGUCAGAAAUGCGGGUACCCGAAAUUCGGGGGUCCCGAUGUAUCGACAUACUUGUACAACAGGACUGAAACCUUGGCCGGAGAUUGGUAUUGCUCGGCCUUAAACUGCGGUAGCCAUAACUACGCGAGCCGAACAAGCUGUUAUCGUUGUGGAAUGCUCAAAACAGAUUACACGGAAUAUUAUGGAGCUCAAAUGGUUGCUUAUGGAAAUGAAGCAGGGGCGUAUCCUCCCGGUUGGAAAUCGGGCGACUGGAUUUGUUCUAGGGUCGGGUGCGGAGUUCAUAAUUAUGCUAGUAGGGCGGAAUGCUUCAAAUGCAAGACGCCGAGGGAUUACGGCGGUGCCUAAUUGACGAGACUGUAAUCAACAAAUAUGGGAAAGAACCGGACGAAAACGAUCUGUAAUUUUACGACCAAAUAUGAACAAAGGGAAUGAGAAAAUCACGUUUGGUUCGUCACGGGAAUCCUUCUUGAUCUUCUUGCUGUUCCCCCUUUUGUUUUUCAAGAAACAUCGCCAUGUAACAGCGGCAACAAGGGUCGCCACAUUCCAACGUG
Molecule: messenger RNA, 689 nt
Organism: Tarenaya hassleriana
Lineage: Eukaryota; Viridiplantae; Streptophyta; Magnoliopsida; Brassicales; Cleomaceae
Product: zinc finger Ran-binding domain-containing protein 2
Exons: 4
Coding region: 70-483 (137 amino acids)
Cellular component (GO): cytoplasm
Molecular function (GO): mRNA binding
Source: RefSeq, a predicted model, not a curated record